Paraglomus brasilianum is the source of this 582-nucleotide messenger RNA. Lineage: Eukaryota; Fungi; Glomeromycota; Glomeromycetes; Paraglomerales; Paraglomeraceae. The record is from the annotation of a GenBank genome assembly.
AUGAGCAUAACAAGUGCUCAAAUGCUAACUGGCAGUGUCGCAUUGCCAACUCUAAAUACAUGGUACCUGUGCUCUAAACAACCAACAGAUAAGAUUGCCUAUGUAGUCACAUACACAACUGUUGCUACAACCUCAACACCAGGCUUUGGUACAAUUGUCCAGCAUAUCAAGAUUAGUCCCAAUUUGACUGCAUCAACAGGUCUUCUCAGCGCUGUUCUGCAAGUGUCCGAGCUUUACAAGUAUAUGAGUGAUCAAUACAACGAAUUCUUACCUCCCUAUUCAUGCUGCUGCGACGUGCGUGUAAUCGACUGUGUUAUAGGCAGUAGUCUCCCUCCAUUACCCACGAAGGAUAUUUACUGUCUUACCGUAAGAAACCCUAAUGCCUUCACGUCCUAUGCCAACAUCGGGAUCUCAUUUGAUCAAGUUGUAUCUACCACAACACCGCCACCACCAUCUCCGACGCCGACAACAUCGAACAUAUCAUCAUCAAUAUCGACAACAUCUCCAUAUAUCCCUACAGUAACAGUCUCAAUUACGGCUGGAAGUAACAAGGAUUCUUCAAGAGGAUAUCUAUUUGUGUAA